CCGCCGCCGCGAGCGCGUGCCGAGAACCCAAACACCUUGCUUCCCACGCCUUUUCGCUUCCGGAUUCGUUUACCAAUCCCGCACACGCCAAACACCUCCAUGUUCUAAACUUUUCCUCCCUCCACCUCCUAUAUAUGCAUCGCCACCCGCCAAAAAAUAACCCAUCGACGAUUCAGCUGCCCGCAAGCAAGCUCGAGAUCAGAGUGCCAAGCCAACAAACCACGAAAAUCCCAAUCCCCAACGCAGAGGAGAAGGCGACGAUGGCCGUGAGCAAGCAAUGGACGCGCGUGCGCACGCUCGGCCGCGGCGCGUCGGGGGCCGAGGUGUUCCUGGCCGCGGACGACGCCUCCGGCGAGCUCUUCGCGGUCAAGUCGGCGAGCACGGCGUGCGCGGCGGCGCUGAGGAGGGAGCAGCGCGUGAUGGCCGGCCUACGGUCCCCGCGCGUUGUCUCCUGCAUCGGCGGGCGCGGCGACCGCGAUGGUUCCUACCAGCUCUUCCUCGAGUUCGCCCCCGGCGGCUCGCUGGCGGACCGAGUGGCGAGCAACGGGGGCCUCGACGAACUUGCCAUCCGUGGGUACGCGGCCGACAUCGCGAGCGGACUCGCGUACCUCCACAGCGCCGGGAUGGUGCACGGGGACGUCAAGGCGAGGAACGUCGUGAUCGGCGCCGACGGCCGCGCCAAGCUUGCGGAUUUCGGGUGCGCGAGGGAGGCCGCCGCGGGCGCACCGAUCAUAGGCGGCACGCCGGCCUUCAUGGCGCCGGAGGUGGCGCGCGGCGAGGAGCAGGGCCCCGCGGCCGACGUGUGGGCGCUCGGAUGCACGGUGGUCGAGAUGGCCACCGGCCGCGCUCCGUGGACCGGCAUGGACGGCAACGCGCUCGCCGCGCUGCACCGGAUCGGGUACACGGAGGCCGUUCCCGAGGUGCCCCAAUGGCUGUCCGCCGAGGCCAAGGACUUCCUGCGUGGUUGCUUGGUCAGGCAGGCCGGCAAGCGGUGCACGGCGGCUCAGCUCCUGGAGCACGCGUUCUUGGCCUCCGCCGUCGUCGACGGGAAGCCGCAAGCCGUGGAGAGCAAGUGGGUGUCGCCCAAGAGCACCCUGGACGCGGCAUUCUGGGAGUCGGAAUCCGACACCGAGGAGGCAGAGCACGACAGCACGGCCGAGAUGAGGAUCAUGGCAUUGGCCUGCCCUGCGUCGGCGCUCCCGGACUGGGACUCCGACGAGGGAUGGAUCGACGUCCUCUCCGCGCCAACCGAAGCACCCGUGGCAGUUGAGGCGACCACCGGCCUGGACGACGAGGCGAUCAGAAAUGAAGAAGGAAGCGGCGCAGGGUCCCGCGUUCUCGCCAGUACCUCAGACGUGGAGCACAACGGCGAUAACGGCUUCCUCAAUGCGGCAGAAGCCUCUAACGAUUCAGUUAGGGAUCAUGAGUCACUGGAGGAGUGUUUCGCUUCUCACCAACCGGUGUCAUGUAAAUUGUUAUUGUUACUAAGUACAAACAGUACUAGUGUUUUGCAACAUAAAUCGAUCGACUUCGUUCCUUGCACAAACAGUGUCCUGCUUCGCGCCGCUCCUCUGUUCCUCCGCUCAUAUUUCUGCGCCCCAUUACGACGGGAUUGAUCGACGAAUUCCAAG
Hordeum vulgare subsp. vulgare (domesticated barley) is the source of this 1631-nucleotide messenger RNA. Its product is annotated as mitogen-activated protein kinase kinase kinase 17-like. The record is from RefSeq and is a predicted model, not a curated record. NCBI's taxonomy places the organism in Eukaryota, Viridiplantae, Streptophyta, Magnoliopsida, Poales, Poaceae. The transcript has a single exon. The coding region runs from base 135 to 1616 and encodes 493 amino acids. Gene Ontology annotation, molecular function: protein kinase activity; ATP binding. Gene Ontology annotation, biological process: protein phosphorylation.